Messenger RNA from Mya arenaria, 690 nucleotides. RefSeq names its product snaclec bothroinsularin subunit beta-like. The coding region runs from base 1 to 690 and encodes 229 amino acids. Lineage: Eukaryota; Metazoa; Mollusca; Bivalvia; Myida; Myidae. Gene Ontology annotation, molecular function: carbohydrate binding. The record is from RefSeq and is a predicted model, not a curated record. The transcript is spliced from 5 exons. Gene Ontology annotation, biological process: biological process involved in interspecies interaction between organisms. Gene Ontology annotation, cellular component: external side of plasma membrane.
AUGGCAUCUCCAUCAUUAAACCCAUGGACAGCAUCCACAGCAGGUUCGACAAGUCAAACCCGGCCGGCGACUCAAGCAGCUUCAACGCCAAUUAUUUCCACUGUAUCAACAACUACACCAGCAUCGACCACCAACAUGUCACCAACUUAUUCAUCUUCUGUCACACCUGUAUCAUCGUCAGCGUGGACUUCAUCGUCACCAUCUACAAAACCAUCAACAAUACAGCCUACCAUGAACGUAGUAACCACCGACGCAUGCCCUACACACAUGGGCAUGGUGGCCGCCGGAUUUUGGGCCUCCAGCGACCAAUGGUGUUUCCAAUUUGUACACGUCUUAGAGUCCUGGCAGGUGGCCGAACACAUGUGCAACAUUCAAGGCGGUCAUCUUGUCACCAUCGAAAAUGCACAAAAAGAACAGUUUAUUACUUCUCUUCUGAAGGCUCAUGGAUUGUUUUCUAAUUUCUGGAUUGGCUUAAACGACCAAAUGAGAGAGGCUUACUUCCAAUGGUCUUCAGGAAUUGAUGCACAUUAUAACAACUUUGAAUCCUUGCAUACACAUCCAUUUGCCGACUGUGUCUACCUCUCCGCUGCCACUGGUAAAUGGCAUGAGAGCCACUGCACCAUCGCACGCCAUUACUAUAUCUGCCAGUUUAAUAAGAACAUGUACCAUGGAGUUCCAAUCAUUGGUUGA